AUGAGAACUCUUUUCCUGCAUUUUUUGUUCUCCCUUUUAUUGCUUUCCAUGCACAAAAUUUCCCAUGCAAGGGAUACACUCACUUCCACUCAGUUCCUCAAAGAUGGAAACACCAUCAUUUCAUCUGGUGGGAGCUUUGAGAUGGGGUUUCUCAGCAUCCCUGCUGGUUCCAUAAACCGAUAUGUCGGUAUAUGGUACAACCAAAUUCCUGUUCCAACAGUAAUAUGGAUUGCCAACAGAGAAACUGCCCUAACUAACUCAACAUCUGCUGUCUUGAAGAUCGUUAAGCCUGGCCGGCUACUUCUUAUUGACGGCAAGAAUGACACUUAUCAAACUUUCCUAAGUUCUGAAAUGGUAUCAGAGCCCCGCAAUAUGAGCUAUGCGGCGGUCCUCUCGGCGGAUGCAGAAUCCAACGGAGCUCCGUCAAUAGAGCGUCCUCCAUCAAUGUCGCUUCCGCAGCGAAGUGCGAGUGCAAGUUCGGAAGACUAUGAAAAUCCGUUGUUUCUGCAUGUGAGUGAGAAUCCGAAUAAAGUGCUUGUAUCUCCUUCAUUGACCGCGUCUAAUUACAGCUCAUGGAGUCGAUCGAUGAGAAUAGCCCUAGAAGUUAAGAACAAAUGGGGAAUAAUUGACGGAUCCAUUUCCGUUCCAGAUGUUGGACACCCUGAAUAUGGAGCUUGGAGGAGAUGCAACAUGAUCGUGAGUUCCUGGCUAUUAAAAUCAGUUAGUCCUUCAAUUGCUCAGAGUGUUAUCUAUUUUGAAAAGGCAAAGGACAUAUGGGAGGACUUAAGAAAGAGGUUCUCUCAAGCAGAUCCACACAGAAUCUCAGAACUCCAGGAUGAAAUCUACAAUAAUAAACAGGGAAUUUUGAGUGUUACUGACUACUACACAAGGUGCAAAACAUUGUGGGAAGAAAUGAGUGCAUUACGGCCGCUACCUGUUUGUGAAUGCACUCCUAGAUGUUCAUGUGAGCUUGUGAAGAAAAUCAUAAAGGAACGUGAUGAUGAUCAGGUAAUCCGUUUUUUGAAGGGACUAAAUGAUGAUUUUACUAGUAUUAAAUCAGGAGUUUUAGUUCUAGAUCCUAUGCCAGAUGUCUAUAAAGUGUUUGGAAUGGCACUCAAACUAGAAAGACAAAUCAGUGGCACAAAUAUUGGAUGCAGUGGGAAUGAUAUAAUGCAAGCUAAUGCCAGUCAAGGUAGCCUCACAGAACAAAUGAAUGAAGAAGUUGUGGCUGUUGUUUCUGGUUCAAAUAAUGCAAGUAAUUUCAAUAACAAAAAAAGGUUCAACACUAACAGUGGAAACAAGUCUGCAGCAAAAUGCACAUUUUGUGGAAUGAACGGUCACACCAUAGACAAAUGUUACAAAAAGCACGGAUACCCCCCGGGAUGGAUUGCAGGCUAUAAGUCCAAAGGAAAACAAGCACAAGUUCAAGGACAAGUAAAUCAGUUAGCAGUCUCUGCAAAUGCAAAUCAAACUGGAGAUAUUGGAAUAUCAAAUGAGCAACUCCAGAAAUUGAUCACACUUAUCCAGACACAGAUUGGACAGGGUUCAUCCACUGCCGCAACAGUUUCACUUGGUAUUCCUACUCCAACUUUGGUUCCAGAUUUUAAAGCUGUGGCAGAGAAUCCACCCGAAGGCAAGUUUACUUCUAUAGCUCACAUUAAUUCUAUUUUGAGAUGUUCUGCCACAUGGAUAUUAGACACAGGUGCAACAGAUCAUAUUACAUGCUCUUUGGAAUUUUUUGAUGAAUAUAGUGCUGUUCAGGGAACUGUGGUUAACUUGCCAAACGGGGAGACUGUUAAAGUCUCACAUAUUGGAAACAUUAAACUAUCUGAGAACUUAUGGUUAAAGAAUGUUUUGUGCAUCCCCAGUUUUACUUUCAAUAUUGUGUCAGCCAGUAAAUUAGCCAAACAUUCAAAUUGUAGCUUACUCGUGAUGGCAAAUGAAUGUUUGAUACAGGAUGUUCAUGGGAUGAUGACUGGUUUUGCUAAGGAAGAGAAUGGGUUGUAUCUUCUGACAGAGCCUCCAGCAAAGAAAAUUUCUUCUUUCAGUAUGUCUAAUAAGAUACAUUGUAAUGCUAUUAGUAUGGAUGUUUGGCACCAGAGACUGGGGCAUUUUCCCAUUACUAAAAUGCAUAUGUUGUGUGGUUUUCAUCAAACUUCUUGGAAUAAGAAUUUAGCUUGUGAUGUGUGUCAUUUUGCUAAGCAUAAGAGAUCACCUUUUCCUAUUAGCACUUCCACUACUGCAGGUUGUUUUGAGUUGAUACAUUUGGAUAUUUGGGGUCCCUUUCCAGUUUGUUCAUUGCAGGGACAACACUAUUUCCUUACAAUAGUGGAUGACUACAGUAGGUUCACAUGGCUACAUUUGAUGAGGCAUAAGUCAGAGGCAAGGCCUUUGAUCAAAGCAUUUUACAACUAUGUAGUAACUCAGUUUUCUACUAAAAUCAAGGUCAUAAGAAGCGAUAAUGGGGCUGAGUUUAAUAUGACUGAGUUUUAUGCAGAAAAGGGCAUUUUACAUCAAAAGUCAUGUGUUAACACCCCACAACAGAAUGCAAUUGCAGAGAGGAAGCAUCAACAUGUGCUAAAUGUAGCUAGGGCCUUAAGAUUUCAAGCAGCUCUCCCCUUGCAGUUUUGGGGGCAUUGUGUUCUACAUGCAACUUAUUUGAUAAACAGGUUACCCUCUCAAGUGAUCAACUGGCAAACUCCUUUUGAGAAGUUAUAUGGUAAGCCUACUGAUUAUGCUCAUUUAAAGGUGUUUGGUUGUUUAUGUUAUGCUUCCACACAAUCACAGUCAAGACAUAAAAUGGCAGCAAGAGGAAGGAAGUGCAUUUUCAUUGGAUAUCCUGCUAAUGUAAAGGGAUACAUUUUAUAUGAUAUACAAAAUGGUUCAGUUUUCAUAUCCAGAGAUGUACAUUUUUAUGAGCAGGAGUUUCCCUUCAAGACAAAUGAUGCUAAAAAUACUUCAGCCAGUGAGACACACGAUUUGUUUAAUCCUUCUCUGCCAGUUCUAUCUUUUUCAGAUGAUUAUAACCUAGGUGAUAUAGCCACUGAUGGUCAUUCCAUCUUAGGCGUUCCAUCUGCCUCUCCACUUGGUCAUGACAGUUCGUUGCCUGUAGCCCAAAAUUCAGCAGCAGAGAAUGGUUUGCCAGAUGAAACUCAAAAUGAAUCUCAUAAUAUUCAGCCUAGAAGAUCUACAAGACAAAGGCAUAUUCCUGUCAGAUUACAAGAUUACCAUUGUGAUCCAGUGAUACAUGGUAGGUCUUCUCCACACUCUUUACAUCAUGUUCUUUCCUAUGAAUCCUUAUCUCCAACAUACAGAGUAUUCACCACUGCUAUCUCCUCAAAUUAUGAACCUAAGACAUAUAAUGAGGCAAUCAAAUUUCAGUGUUGGAAACAAGCAAUGCAGGCUGAAAUUCAAGCCCUUCAGGACAAUCAUACUUGGACACUCACUGAUUUACCUCCUGGGAAAACUCCAAUAGGCUGCAAAUGGGUGUAUAAGAUCAAACAUAAAUCAGAUGGUUCAAUAGAAAGGUAUAAAGCCAGGUUAGUGGCUAAAGGAUACACUCAGCAGUUGGCAGUGGCUCAUAGAGUGUUGAGGUAUUUGAAAGGUGCACCAGGAAAAGGCAUCUUUUAUCCCUCAAGUUCAGAACUACAUUUGCAAGCUUUUGCUGACUCCGAUUGGGCAGCCUGUUCUGAAACCAGGAAGUCCAUUACAGGCUUUUGUAUUUUUCUUGGGAAGUCUCUUAUUUCCUGGAAAGCAAAGAAGCAGCCUACAGUUUCACGUUCCUCAUCUGAAGCGGAGUAUAGGUCUUUGGCUGUAACCGUGUGUGAACUACAAUGGUUGUGCUACUUGCUGAAUGAUUUGCACGUUAGUCUUGACAAACCUGCAACUGUUUUUUGUGAUAAUAAUUCAGCUAUAGCCAUUGCUGAAAAUUUUGUGUUUCAUGAAAGGACGAAACACAUUGAAAUUGAUUGUCAUAUUGUUCGCCAAAAGGUUCAACAAGGUCUUGUUAAACUCCUGUCUGUUUCUUCUUCAAAUCAGAUUGCUGAUGGAUUCACUAAACCACUGCCUUUUCCUCAGUUUGACAAGUUUACUUCUAAGCUGGGCCUCCAAAACUUUUACUUUGUAGUAGCCUGUAUAAAGGCAGUAGCUGAGCAGGUUUUAAGUUUGGUGUUUUUCAUCUCUCUGUCUUUCCUAAGUUCUGAAAACACUAUAUGGUCCACCAAUGCACCAAGAUCAUCAGCUCAGAAUCCGAUUGCACAACUGUUGGAUUCAGGGAAUCUUGUGGUGAGAGAUUCAGAGGAUGAAAACCCGGAGAAUUUCCUGUGGCAGAGUUUUGAUUACUGGUCCGAUGGUUGCCAUAGGAGGAUACCUCUGAAAUGCAAGAAUGGAACAGAUGGGUUCAAGAAGUAUUCUGGGAUAAAAUUGCCAGACACUACACAUUCUUGGUUUAACACAACUAUGAACCUUAAAGAGUGUGAGCACAAGUGUUUGAGCAAUUGUUCAUGCACUGCUUAUUCGAGUUUAGAUAUAAGCAAUGGAGGAAGUGGCUGUUUGCUUUGGUUUAAGGACUUGUUUGAUAUUCGGUUAUUGUCUCAGAAUGGACAAAACAUUUACAUCAGAUUCGAUUCUUCUGAGAUACCAGACGAAUCUUGUCAUGCUAGCUCAAAGGGGAAGAAAGUACAAAUCAUCGUCUUAGGUUCUUCGUUACCACUAACUAUAAUAAUCUUGCUAGUUCUGUGCUUUGGUUUGUACCUCUACAAAAAGAGUAAGGAGAAAAUGAUGAAGCUGAAAGAAUGGUUAGAAAUACCGUUAUUUGACAUGUCUACAAUAUCAAGAGCUACAAAUAACUUUUUAGAAAAUAACAAACUUGGAGAGGGUGGAUUUGGAGCUGUUUACAAGGGUGUUCUAGAAAACAAACAAGAAAUUGCUGUGAAGCGACUCUCAAAGACUUCCACACAAGGAGUACAAGAGUUCAAGAAUGAAGUAAUUUGUAUUGCCAAACUUCAACACCGCAAUCUAGUAAAGCUCCUUGGGUGUUGUAUACAAAGAGAAGAAAAGCUUUUGGUCUACGAAUACAUGCCAAACAAAAGCCUGGAUACCUUUAUAUUUGAUGAAGCAAAGAGCAUAUUGCUUGAUUGGCCAAAACGCCAUACCAUUAUUAACGGAGUUGCACGAGGAUUAAUGUAUCUCCAUCAAGAUUCUCGAUUAAGGAUCAUUCAUAGAGACCUUAAAGCAAGUAAUGUUUUGUUGGAUAACAAUAUGAAUCCUAAGAUUUCAGACUUUGGGUUGGCAAGAAGUGUUGGAGGAGAUGCAACAGGAGCAAAUACAAAUCAUAUUAUCGGGACACACGGAUACAUAUCACCUGAAUAUGCUACUGAUGGAACAUUUUCAAUAAAAUCAGAUACAUUUAGUUUUGGCGUUUUGUUGUUGGAAAUUGUGAGUGGGAAAAGAAAUAGAGGAUUUUCCCAUCCAGACCACAAUCUCAACCUUAUUGGUCAUGCAUGGAAACUGUAUAAAGAAAACAGGGCGUUGGAAUUAAUUGAUGUCCAUCUUGGUCCAUCGUGUGAUCUGUCACAAGUUCAAAGGUAUAUCCAUGUCGGAUUGUUAUGUGUGCAACAACGUCCAGAAGAUAGACCGAUCAUGUCUUAUGUGGUAACAAUAUUGUCCAAUGACAGUACCUUACCUGAAGCAAAAGAGCCUGGAUUUUUCACAGAACAAAGAGUAAACAAGGGUGAUUGCUCUUCAAGCACACAGGGAACAGGUUCAACAAACGAAUGCACCAUGACUGUCUUGGAUCCUAGGUAGAGCAUAUGCAAUAAAAUCCUUGUAAAAUAGUUUCCCUUUUGGUAAACAACUUUUACUGCACUUUCUUUUUCCUUCUAAUAAUAUGUGGUUGAAGUUAUUGAUAUUUCAUACGGAGUAUAUA
Molecule: messenger RNA, 5926 nt
Organism: Ipomoea nil (Japanese morning glory)
Lineage: Eukaryota; Viridiplantae; Streptophyta; Magnoliopsida; Solanales; Convolvulaceae
Exons: 10
Coding region: 1-5805 (1934 amino acids)
Biological process (GO): DNA integration; protein phosphorylation
Molecular function (GO): protein serine/threonine kinase activity; ATP binding; nucleic acid binding
Source: RefSeq, a predicted model, not a curated record